Messenger RNA from Lolium rigidum, 2049 nucleotides. Its product is annotated as probable receptor-like serine/threonine-protein kinase At5g57670. The transcript has 11 exons. The coding region runs from base 1 to 1809 and encodes 602 amino acids. Gene Ontology annotation, biological process: protein phosphorylation. Gene Ontology annotation, molecular function: protein kinase activity; ATP binding. The record is from RefSeq and is a predicted model, not a curated record. Lineage: Eukaryota; Viridiplantae; Streptophyta; Magnoliopsida; Poales; Poaceae.
AUGGGCAUGGACGCCAUUGAGGAGUGCAGCAGCGAUGGAGGUCGGCACCAAGGCUCCAGGAUACUGGUCGGCGUGCCCAACAACUCCCGGGGAUGCUCCGAGCUGCUGUCGUGGGCGAUCAGGGUCAUCGCGAAGCCCAACGAUUCCAUCGUUGCGGUUCAUGUUCUCGGAGGAAGGGGAAGGAAGAACAGGCUGCAGAAGGCGAACGCCUUCGUGAUCUACAUGCUUGGGGAGUUUGUGGAGACAUGCGAGGCUAAACAGGUCAAUUUGGAGGCAAAGGUGAUAUGCAGCUCAAGCAUUCCAAGAGCCCUGACCCGGGAAGCUGAAUUUACUGAUGCAAAGUUUCUAAUUGUUGGAAGAUCUAAGAGUACAUAUCACAGGAAUCACUUUGAGGUUGCAAACUACUGCUUCAUGCAUGCUCCAAACAACUGCUCAGUCAUUGCUGCUGGAAGGGAAGGCCUGGCAAAGAGUAGCACUAGGUUGAAGUCUCGGUCAUUUGACGACAGCAGCAUGUCCUCAAGUUCAACAUGGAGUAGAAGAUUUCCACCACUUCAGAAACUACUUAGAUCAAGCUCGACACACAAGCAGGUUCCUCAAUCCACGGGUGAUGGCAACGAUGAAGACAAGAGCUCGCCGAGGGCGGUACUCGAUGGACCGGAGGAAGUGGAGCACCUGCAAGUCACUGAAGAGUGCUACAGCACAUGUAGCAAUGAGGUGAGUCGGCGUAGUCAGAAUGGCCUCUGGAGGCGGUUAUCAGACAUGAAGCUCUGGCUUCCAUUCCUACGGUCUGUAGAUGAUGAAAGCAUGAAAGGCAGCGAUGUCUGCUCGACGUUUACGGAGGAUCAGAAACCUGUCUGGAAGUGUUACAGCUACCAAGAGAUUUCAGUAGCAACUGAUGACUUCCAUCCAGAUAGCAUAUGCGGAAGAGGAGGCUAUGCGGAAGUAUACAAGGGUAUACUGUCUGAUGGCCAAUGCAUUGCAGUGAAGAGGCUGGCCAAAGGCAAGCCCAGUGAGCAGAAGGAGAAGGAGUUCCUAUCAGAGCUAGGGAUCCAAGGGCAUGUCUGCCAUCCAAACACAGCUGACCUGCUUGGCUGCUGUGUUGAGAAUGGACUGUACCUAAUCUUCGAGUUCUGCACAAAUGGGACGCUCGCAUCUGCACUGCACGGGAAGAGUGGGAAGGUCCUUGAGUGGUCUUUGAGGCAAAAGAUUGCGGUAGGCGUUGCGAGGGGCUUGCAGUAUCUGCACAUGUUCUGCAGGCAUCGGAUCAUCCACCGCGACAUAAAGGCAGCCAAUAUACUUCUUGGUGAUGACUUUGAACCUCAGAUUUCUGACUUUGGACUGGCAAAGUGGCUUCCCAAACAAUGGACUCAUCACUCUGUCGUACCCAUAGAAGGCACAUUUGGGUAUUUAGCACCAGAGUACUUCAUGCACGGCAUCGUCGACGAAAAAACCGAUAUCUUCGCUUUCGGGGUUCUUCUCCUAGAGAUUGUUACCGGAAGGCGGCCCAUUGACUGCUCCAAGCUGAGCCUUCUUCAGUGGGCAAAGCCACUUCUGGAGGCUGGGCAAGCAACCGAACUUGCAGAUCCUGACCUCGGCGACGACUACGACAAGGAUCAGCUGAAGAGGAUGGUCGCAGUCGCGUCACGCUGCAUUUUGCGGCCAGCCAUGUGGCGUCCGUCCAUGGCCGAGGUGCUGCAUUUUCUAUCUACUAAUGAGUGCCUGACGGAACCUGAGAAAUGGAACAUUCCAGAGGACGAAGUCGACGACAUGGAUGACUGCACAUUAUUUUCUGAAUGUUGUUCUCCCUGAUUUAUAUAGGCUAUUAUUUAUUUUGGUGUCGAUAUGGCUUCUUAUCGUGGUUUUGUCAUGUGCUGUGCUACCGGGUAUGUCUUAUGUUUUUCCCCCUAUGGGUUUUGGUCUUUGGAGCGUUAGAUGCUUGGGAUGUAUUCAGGUGAUUUAGGAAGGAGAUUUUUGAAAUGUAUCCAAUGCUGGCUAACUUUAUCAGUUCAAGUGGGGUAUGGAUGAGCAAAGGAAGUUGUUUUUGUUCAA